ACUUAUUUUUUGUUAUUGUUUGUUUUUUUGUUGACCAAGUGUGAAGACUUUUUGAAUGCAAUGGAUGACGACGCUGACAAAGCUACAACUACAUAUUACCUGGAAUACGAAGGCAAUGCUGAAGAAUGGCACUGGACAGGGAAAACGACAAAGUUACUGGUCGAGCUCUACAUGGAUCGUAGUCAUCGAUUUCGGGAUCCCAAAAGCAAAAAACGGUCAUUGUGGUCAGAAAUUGUAAAUGAAAUGGAACAAGCCGGCUACAAGGGAAUCAAUGAAGAUAUCUGUGAUCGCAAAUGGCGAAACAUGAAGAAGACAUAUCGCACAUGUCGCGAGGCAAUGCGCAACAAUGAACGCAAACGUUUAAACUGGGAAUAUUACGAUACAUUUGAGGAACUUUAUCAACAUGAGUUUAACGGCAGAGAGCAGGCACAGCCAUCGAAUCCUGCCAUUAGAUCAUCGCAAGAAGAGGAUGAUAGUAUUUUCGAGGAAGGUGAAAGGGCUGGUCACUCUGCUAGCCAGCUGUAUCUCCUAGAGCGUAGUAAAAUUGAGGCCAUCAAAGAGCUUAGUCGACGGCUAGACGAAUCCAAUGCCAUACAACGCGAACGCAACGAACUCCUGAGAGAUUUUCUUAAUCAAUUCUAAGUAUAUAUAGGAUUUUAUUUAAAUAAUUGACUGAUGUGCCAAAAAGUAUACAUUUCAAAUACUUUAA
Drosophila willistoni is the source of this 709-nucleotide messenger RNA. RefSeq lists its product as uncharacterized. The transcript has a single exon. Lineage: Eukaryota; Metazoa; Arthropoda; Insecta; Diptera; Drosophilidae. Bases 61 to 642 code for a protein of 193 amino acids. The record is from RefSeq and is a predicted model, not a curated record.